This is a messenger RNA of Ilex paraguariensis (yerba mate), 1090 nucleotides long. NCBI's taxonomy places the organism in Eukaryota, Viridiplantae, Streptophyta, Magnoliopsida, Aquifoliales, Aquifoliaceae. The record is from the annotation of a GenBank genome assembly.
AGAAUAAGUCCAAGGAUAACUUGAAGAAGACUUUGGAAAAGUCGAUAUAUGGUUCAAUACUCUCUUGGAGAAAAAGAGUUUCGUCUUCGUCUUCGUCUUCCUCAUCCUCUUCCUCUUCUCUUCCUCUUGCAAUUCAUACAUCUAACUGAGCCAUGGCCAGUUAUGGAACCAUACACAGGCCAUCAACCACCACUUCUGAACCUGCUUCCGCCCCACAAACAGACAACUCCAAGGCUAAAACCCGGACCGACUUCAAGAUCAUCUGCCCUUUCAACAUACCCCUCACGCCGGAGGCAGCUGCCGUUCGAAUCAUCCGAAACUUGGGCUAUUUCGGAUUGUACUACGCGCUGUUUAUCUGGGUGAUUCUCUUCAUCACCCUUGUACCAAAGCGGAAGCUCUCGUUAAUCCUUUUGGUGGCGAUGACAAUUGUGGCCUGUCUGUACUUGCUCCUGCUACGUGCACUGCCCGAUUCUGUCGUGCUUCAUCGGAUCAUUGAUAAAAGAUUCGUUUUAUUCUUGCUGGUUGUCAUCACCGCGGUUGAGUUGAUUUUGACUCGGGCUGCUAUUCAUUUGUUUGUGACUCUAGCUGCAACAAUACCUAUUGUUUUGGUUCAUGCAAUUUUUAGGGUACGAGAGGAUCUGUUUGUGAACGAGGAGGCUAGUGCUGCUGGAGAGUUGGUUCCACUGGUCUACAAUGGAGUUUCUGAGAAGGACAAGUCAUCCGAUUUGGUUUGAUUCCAUGGUCUACAACGCAGGCUGAUUGAGUCGUGUUUGGGUAAGUAUUAUUAGGUCCAUGCUUAUGUGUGCAAUAUGUCAAUAAAUUUAUUAAAUAAGUCAAAUGGGUCGAUCCGGUUAUGACCUGAUCGGUUAUAACAUUCAGUUUUUGUCCAAUUUUACUUUAUGUUAGUUGAAAAAAGAAAGGAAGAAAAGGAACACUAGCUUUAUGUUGUCUUUCAACAAUUUUCCGUUAUUAUACCCAGAAGUUUGGGGGAAAAUGCCCUUCCAUGGUUAUAAGAGCUAUUGAGGACACUUUAGGCCAAUGCAAAGAUGCAAAGGCUGGUCGUAGAUCAGCUGUCUAUCGGAGCCGGUGG